Closterium sp. NIES-67 is the source of this 1493-nucleotide messenger RNA. The record is from the annotation of a GenBank genome assembly. Lineage: Eukaryota; Viridiplantae; Streptophyta; Zygnematophyceae; Desmidiales; Closteriaceae.
AUAAAGAGCCUGACAAAUAUUUUCCAACCAACUCUCGCUUCUGUACGUGAAGCAUUUACUUUGCUAUACUUCCAGCCAGUUUCCCCUCGUCUCAGAUCCUUUACGCUCUCUCCGUCAACUAGCCAUGGCCCCCGUCAAGAUCGGCAUUAACGGAUUCGGCCGCAUUGGCCGUCUCGUCGCCAGGGCUAUCCUCAAGCGUGACGAUGUGGAGCUGGUCGCUAUCAACGACCCCUUCAUUGACACCACCUACAUGGUGUACAUGUUCAAGUACGACACCGUCCACGGCCAAUGGAAGGGUGAUGUCUCCAAGAAGGACGACGAGACCCUGAUCUUUGGCGGCAAGGAGGUCAAGGUCUUCGCCAAGAGGGACCCUGCUGAGAUCCCCUGGGGCUCGGCUGGUGCCGACUACGUCGUGGAGUCCACUGGCGUCUUCACCGCCAAGGACAAGGCCGCUGCCCAUCUCGUCGGUGGCGCCAAGCGCGUUGUCAUCUCCGCUCCCAGCGGUGACGCCCCGAUGUACGUCAUGGGCGUGAACCACACCGAGUAUACCGCCGACCAGAACAUCAUCUCCAACGCCAGCUGCACCACCAACUGCCUUGCCCCUCUUGCCAAGGUUAUCAACGACAAGUUCGGCAUCGUUGAGGGUCUCAUGACCACUGUCCACGCCGUGACUGCCACCCAGAAAACUGUCGACGGCCCAUCCAACAAGGACUGGCGCGGUGGUCGUGGUGCUGGCUUCAACAUCAUUCCCAGCGGCACUGGUGCUGCUAAGGCCGUCGGCAAGGUUCUCCCCGCCCUCAACGGCAAGCUCACUGGCAUGGCCUUCCGCGUGCCCACUGCCGACGUGUCCGUGGUCGACCUCACCGUCCGGUUGGAGAAGGGUGCCAGCUAUGACGACAUCAAGGCUGCUCUCAAGGCCGAGUCUGAAGGCGCCCUGAAGGGCAUCCUCGGUUACGUGGAUGAGGACCUGGUGUCCGCUGACUUCAUUGGCGAUGACAGGUCGAGCAUCUUCGACGCCAAGGCUGGUAUUGCCCUGAACAACAACUUCGUGAAGCUGGUGUCGUGGUACGACAACGAGUGGGGAUACAGCAACCGCGUCGUGGACCUCAUUGUCUCCACCUCCAAGGUUGUCUAAACGAAGCGCGUGCUGUGCUUCCGUUAGUUCAGCGUAUGUUAGACUUAUAUGAAUGCUCUUGCCAUGGAACUUCAUUUUAGUGAAAUUUCGUAUUGGCAAGCUAAUUUCGGCAACCACGUCCUCCUGAGCCGCGCUUCUGUCUCCUGCCUUCAGGUCACUGGAUCGAAGGUAAAAGCUGUCACAGACACCGAGCGCAACGUGAGGAUGAAGAUGAUAGCUAAUGCUUGAUGGUACCGGUAUCUUGGCAAACAAAAUCAACAUAUAUUCGUCAAUUUUGCAACGAAAAUACUAGUGACUGGGAGGAAAGGAAUUGAAUGGGAACGUGUUGUAGGCCUGAAUCCCUGGCGUAGCUACAAGA